AUGGGCAAAGCGAAGAACAAGAAAAGAGAUGAAAUACUUCCCAUUCUGCAGCACAUUUAUAACACGUCACUUAUUCUCAUACAUUCUCCAAACCUUUCGAUCAGGCAGACCAGAAAGUUAAAGAUGCUGUGCAACCGCAAACAGAUAAGGAUGUGUAGGGAGGUAAAAAGAAGCAUGUGCAAGCGAUGUUCGUUUUUGAUGGUACCGGGCGUAAGCUGUGAUAGUGAAAUGUAUGUGUCGAAGGGCUAUCGGAUCAAAAUGGUUUGCUGGCACUGUGGCAAUGUUAAUGAUUAUUUCGUGGGAAAGGAGGAGAGGUAAAGGAAGAGACAAUAUAGUAAAAUAUAUGAACUGAUAGCUCG
Molecule: messenger RNA, 359 nt
Organism: Vavraia culicis subsp. floridensis
Lineage: Eukaryota; Fungi; Microsporidia; Pleistophoridae
Exons: 1
Coding region: 1-318 (105 amino acids)
Biological process (GO): RNA processing
Source: RefSeq, a predicted model, not a curated record